AUGGGCACUGUUCAAGAAGCUAUUCACCAUGGCAUAAUUGCCGCCGAUUUUCUUUGGACCACUAAACGAGUUGUCCAGGCUAUCGAGCUGUGGAACGAGUGCUUAACACUACUAAACAACAAAAUCUUAGAAAACGAACAUGAACUUGCCACAAUAGUGCGUAUAGCGCUGAACAAGAGGCUGUUUUAUGGAAAUGCUGCUAUUACGAAACUUUCACCAGCUAUAGAAUCUGGCAAAAAGCUUUUAGUCCUACUUCGCAAUCUUAAGAGAAAAAAAAAAGAAGGUAACACAGCCUUGAUGUUAUCAAAACUGUACUUUCAAAAAAGUGAAUACCAGGAAGCACAAGCAGUCCUCAAAAUUGCACUCUGCGUUUACAAAGAAAUCGAAGACAAAGACGGAGAAGCGUCAUGCUACGGAAACCUAGGAAAUGUGUUUCAAUCUGUCGGAGAAUAUGCCAAGGCUGAAGAAUAUCUUCAUAAAGCACUUACCAUCAACACAGAAAUUGGCGACAGAAACGGAGAAGCGUCAUGCUACGUAAACCUAGGAAAUGUGUUUCAAUCUGUCGGAGAAUAUGCCAAGGCUGAAGAAUAUCUUCAUAAAGCACUUCCCAUCAACACAGAAAUUGGCGACAGAAACGGAGAAGCGUCAUGCUACGGAAACCUAGGAAAUGUGUUUAAAUCUGUCGGAGAAUAUGCCAAGGCUGAAGAAUAUCUUCAUAAAGCACUUACCAUCAACACAGAAAUUGGCGACAGAAACGGAGAAGCGUCAUGCUACGUAAACCUAGGAAAUGUGUUUCAAUCUGUCGGAGAAUAUGCCAAGGCUGAAGAAUAUCUUCAUAAAGCACUUCCCAUCAACACAGAAAUUGGCGACAGAAACGGAGAAGCGUCAUGCUACGGAAACCUAGGAAAUGUGUUUCAAUCUGUCGGAGAAUAUGCCAAGGCUGAAGAAUAUCUUCAUAAAGCACUUACCAUCAAGACAGAAAUUGGCCACAGAAACGGAGAAGCGUCAUGCUACGUAAACCUAGGAAAUGUGUUUCAGUCUCUCGGAGAAUAUGCCAAGGCUGAAGAAUAUCUUCAUAAAGCACUUACCAUCAACACAGAAAUUGGCCACAGAAACGGAGAAGCGUCAUGCUACGUAAACCUAGGAAAUGUGUUUCGUUCUGUCGGAGAAUAUGCCAAGGCUGAAGAAUAUCUUCAUAAAGCACUUGCCAUCAAGACAGAAAUUGGCGACAGAAACGGAGAAGCGUCAUGCUACGUAAACCUAGGAAGUGUGUUUCGAUCUGUCGGAGAAUAUGCCAAGGCUGAAGAAUAUCUUCAUAAAGCACUUACCAUCAAGACAGAAAUUGGCGACAGAAACGGAGAAGCGACAUGCUACGUAAACCUAGGAAAUGUGUUUGGUUCUGUCGGAGAAUAUGCCAAGGCUGAAGAAUAUCUUCAUAAAGCACUUACCAUCAACACAGAAAUUGGCGACAGAAACGGAGAAGCGUCAUGCUACGUAAACCUAGGAAAUGUGUUUCAAUUUGUCGGAGAAUAUCCCAAAGCUGAAGAAUAUCUUCAUAAAGCACUUCCCAUCAACACAGAAAUUGGCGACAGAAACGGAGAAGCGUCAUGCUACGUAAACCUAGGAAGUGUGUUUCGAUCUGUCGGAGAAUAUGCCAAGGCUGAAGAAUAUCUUCAUAAAGCACUUACCAUCAACACAGAAAUUGGCGACAGAAACGGAGAAGCGUCAUGCUACGUAAACCUAGGAAAUGUGUUUCAAUCUGUCGGAGAAUAUGCCAAGGCUGAAGAAUAUCUUCAUAAAGCACUUACCAUCAACACAGAAAUUGGCGACAGAAACGGAGAAGCGUCAUGCUACGUAAACCUAGGAAAUGUGUUUCAAUCUGUCGGAGAAUAUGCCAAGGCUGAAGAAUAUCUUCAUAAAGCACUUCCCAUCAACAAUGAAAUUGGCGACAGAAACGGAGAAGCGUCAUGCUACGGAAACCUAGGAAAUGUGUUUCAAUCUGUCGGAGAAUAUGCCAAGGCUGAAGAAUAUCUUCAUAAAGCACUUACCAUCAACACAGAAAUUGGCCACAGAAACGGAGAAGCGUCAUGCUACGUAAACCUAGGAAAUGUGUUUCAGUCUGUCGGAGAAUAUGCCAAGGCUGAAGAAUAUCUUCAUAAAGCACUUACCAUCAACACAGAAAUUGGCGACAGAAACGGAGAAGCGUCAUGCUACGUAAACCUAGGAAAUGUGUUUGGUUCUGUCGGAGAAUAUGCCAAGGCUGAAGAAUAUCUUCAUAAAGCACUUACCAUCAAGACACAAAUUCGCGACAGAAACGGAGAGGCGACAUGCUACGGAAACCUAGGAAAUGUGUUUCAUUCUGUCGGAGAAUAUGGCAAGGCUGAAGAAUAUCUUCAUAAAGCACUUACCAUCAAGACAGAAAUUGGCGACAGAAAAGGAGAAGGGUCAUGCUACGGACGCCUAGGAAGUGUGUUUCAAUCUGUCGGAGAAUAUGCCAAGGCUGAAGAAUAUCUUCAUAAAGCACUUACCAUCAACACAGAAAUUGGCGACAGAAACGGAGAAGCGACAUGCUACGGACACCUAGGAAGUGUGUUUCAGUCUGUCGGAGAAUAUGGCAAGGCUGAAGAAUAUCUUCAUAAAGCACUUACCAUCAACACAGAAAUUGGCGACAGAAACGGAGAAGCGUCAUGCUACGUAAACCUAGGAAAUGUGUUUCGAUCUGUCGGAGAAUAUGCCAAGGCUGAAGAAUAUCUUCAUAAAGCACUUACCAUCAAGACAGAAAUUGGCGACAGAAACGGAGAAGCGUCAUCCUACGUAAACCUAGGAAAUGUGUUUGGUUCUGUCGGAGAAUAUGCCAAGGCUGAAGAAUAUCUUCAUAAAGCACUUACCAUCAACACAGAAAUUGGCGACAGAAACGGAGAAGCGUCAUGCUACGUAAACCUAGGAAAUGUGUUUGGUUCUGUCGGAGAAUAUGCCAAGGCUGAAGAAUAUCUUCAUAAAGCACUUGCCAUCAAGACAGAAAUUGGCGACAGAAACGGAGAAGCGUCAUGCUACGGAAACCUAGGAAAUGUGUUUGAAUCUGUCGGAGAAUAUGCCAAGGCUGAAGAAUAUCUUCAUAAAGCACUUACCAUCAACACAGAAAUUGGCGACAGAAACGGAGAAGCGUCAUGCUACGUAAACCUAGGAAAUGUGUUUCAAUCUGUCGGAGAAUAUGCCAAGGCUGAAGAAUAUCUUCAUAAAGCACUUCCCAUCAACACAGAAAUUGGCGACAGAAACGGAGAAGCGUCAUGCUACGGAAACCUAGGAAAUGUGUUUCAAUCUGUCGGAGAAUAUGCCAAGGCUGAAGAAUAUCUUCAUAAAGCACUUACCAUCAAGACAGAAAUUGGCCACAGAAACGGAGAAGCGUCAUGCUACGUAAACCUAGGAAAUGUGUUUCAGUCUGUCGGAGAAUAUGCCAAGGCUGAAGAAUAUCUUCAUAAAGCACUUACCAUCAACACAGAAAUUGGCCACAGAAACGGAGAAGCGUCAUGCUACGUAAACCUAGGAAAUGUGUUUCGUUCUGUCGGAGAAUAUGCCAAGGCUGAAGAAUAUCUUCAUAAAGCACUUGCCAUCAAGACAGAAAUUGGCGACAGAAACGGAGAAGCGUCAUGCUACGUAAACCUAGGAAGUGUGUUUCGAUCUGUCGGAGAAUAUGCCAAGGCUGAAGAAUAUCUUCAUAAAGCACUUACCAUCAAGACAGAAAUUGGCGACAGAAACGGAGAAGCGACAUGCUACGUAAACCUAGGAAAUGUGUUUGGUUCUGUCGGAGAAUAUGCCAAGGCUGAAGAAUAUCUUCAUAAAGCACUUACCAUCAACACAGAAAUUGGCGACAGAAACGGAGAAGCGUCAUGCUACGUAAACCUAGGAAAUGUGUUUCAAUUUGUCGGAGAAUAUCCCAAAGCUGAAGAAUAUCUUCAUAAAGCACUUCCCAUCAACACAGAAAUUGGCGACAGAAACGGAGAAGCGUCAUGCUACGUAAACCUAGGAAGUGUGUUUCGAUCUGUCGGAGAAUAUGCCAAGGCUGAAGAAUAUCUUCAUAAAGCACUUACCAUCAACACAGAAAUUGGCGACAGAAACGGAGAAGCGUCAUGCUACGUAAACCUAGGAAAUGUGUUUCAAUCUGUCGGAGAAUAUGCCAAGGCUGAAGAAUAUCUUCAUAAAGCACUUACCAUCAACACAGAAAUUGGCGACAGAAACGGAGAAGCGUCAUGCUACGUAAACCUAGGAAAUGUGUUUCAAUCUGUCGGAGAAUAUGCCAAGGCUGAAGAAUAUCUUCAUAAAGCACUUCCCAUCAACAAUGAAAUUGGCGACAGAAACGGAGAAGCGUCAUGCUACGGAAACCUAGGAAAUGUGUUUCAAUCUGUCGGAGAAUAUGCCAAGGCUGAAGAAUAUCUUCAUAAAGCACUUACCAUCAACACAGAAAUUGGCCACAGAAACGGAGAAGCGUCAUGCUACGUAAACCUAGGAAAUGUGUUUCAGUCUGUCGGAGAAUAUGCCAAGGCUGAAGAAUAUCUUCAUAAAGCACUUACCAUCAACACAGAAAUUGGCGACAGAAACGGAGAAGCGUCAUGCUACGUAAACCUAGGAAAUGUGUUUGGUUCUGUCGGAGAAUAUGCCAAGGCUGAAGAAUAUCUUCAUAAAGCACUUACCAUCAAGACACAAAUUCGCGACAGAAACGGAGAGGCGACAUGCUACGGAAACCUAGGAAAUGUGUUUCAUUCUGUCGGAGAAUAUGGCAAGGCUGAAGAAUAUCUUCAUAAAGCACUUACCAUCAAGACAGAAAUUGGCGACAGAAAAGGAGAAGGGUCAUGCUACGGACGCCUAGGAAGUGUGUUUCAAUCUGUCGGAGAAUAUGCCAAGGCUGAAGAAUAUCUUCAUAAAGCACUUACCAUCAACACAGAAAUUGGCGACAGAAACGGAGAAGCGACAUGCUACGGACACCUAGGAAGUGUGUUUCAGUCUGUCGGAGAAUAUGGCAAGGCUGAAGAAUAUCUUCAUAAAGCACUUACCAUCAACACAGAAAUUGGCGACAGAAACGGAGAAGCGUCAUGCUACGUAAACCUAGGAAAUGUGUUUCGAUCUGUCGGAGAAUAUGCCAAGGCUGAAGAAUAUCUUCAUAAAGCACUUACCAUCAAGACAGAAAUUGGCGACAGAAACGGAGAAGCGUCAUGCUACGGAAACCUAGGAAAUGUGUUUGGUUCUGUCGGAGAAUAUGCCAAGGCUGAAGAAUAUCUUCAUAAAGCACUUACCAUCAACACAGAAAUUGGCGACAGAAACGGAGAAGCGACAUGCUACGUAAACCUAGGAAAUGUGUUUGGUUCUGUCGGAGAAUAUGCCAAGGCUGAAGAAUAUCUUCAUAAAGCACUUACCAUCAACACAGAAAUUGGCGACAGAAACGGAGAAGCGUCAUGCUACGGACGCCUAGGAAAUGUGUUUCAAUCUGUCGGAGAAUAUGCCAAGGCUGAAGAAUAUCUUCAUAAAGCACUUACCAUCAACACAGAAAUUGGCGACAGAAACGGAGAAGCGUCAUGCUACGGAAACCUAGGAAAUGUGUUUCAAUCUGUCGGAGAAUAUGCCAAGGCUGAAGAAUAUCUUCAUAAAGCACUUACCAUCAACACAGAAAUUGGCGACAGAAACGGAGAAGCGUCAUGCUACGUAAACCUAGGAAAUGUGUUUCAAUCUGUCGGAGAAUAUGCCAAGGCUGAAGAAUAUCUUCAUAAAGCACUUACCAUCAACACAGAAAUUGGCGACAAAAACGGAGAAGCGUCAUGCUACAUAAACCUAGGAAAUGUGUUUCAAUCUGUCGGAGAAUAUGCCAAGGCUGAAGAAUAUCUUCAUAAAGCACUUACCAUCAACACAGAAAUUGGCGACAGAGUGGGAGAAGCGUCAUGCUACGUAAACCUAGGAAAUGUGUUUGGUUCUGUCGGAGAAUAUGCCAAGGCUGAAGAAUAUCUUCAUAAAGCACUUACCAUCAACACAGAAAUUGGCGACAGAAAUGGAGGAGCGACAUGCUACGUAAACCUAGGAAAUGUGUUUGGUUCUGUCGGAGAAUAUGCCAAGGCUGAAGAAUAUCUUCAUAAAGCACUUACCAUCAACACAGAAAUUGGCGACAGAGUGGGAGAAGCGUCAUGCUACGGAAACCUAGGAAAUGUGUUUGGUUCUGUCGGAGAAUAUGCCAAGGCUGAAGAAUAUCUUCAUAAAGCACUUACCAUCAGCACAGAAAUUGGCGACAGAAACGGAGAAGCGUCAUGCUACGUAAACCUAGGAAAUGUGUUUCGAUCUGUCGGAGAAUAUGCCAAGGCUGAAGAAUAUCUUCAUAAAGCACUUACCAUCAACACAGAAAUUGGCGGCAGAGUGGGAGAAGCGUCAUGCUACGGAAACCUAGGAAAUGUGUUUCAAUCUGUCGGAGAAUAUGCCAAGGCUGAAGAAUAUCUUCAUAAAGCACUUACCAUCAACACAGAAAUUGGCGGCAGAGUGGGAGAAGCGUCAUGCUACGGAAACCUAGGAAAUGUGUUUCAAUCUGUCGGAGAAUAUGCCAAAGCUGAAGAAUAUCUUCAUAAAGCACUUACCAUCAACACAGAAAUUGGCGACAGAAACGGAGAAGCGUCAUGCUACGUAAACCUAGGAAAUGUGUUUCGAUCUGUCGGAGAAUAUGCCAAGGCUGAAGAAUAUCUUCAUAAAGCACUUACCAUCAACACAGAAAUUGGCGACAGAGUGGGAGAAGCGUCAUGCUACGGAAACCUAGGAAAUGUGUUUGGUUCUGUCGGAGAAUAUGCCAAGGCUGAAGAAUAUCUUCAUAAAGCACUUACCAUCAACACAAAAAUUGGCGACAGAAACGGAGAAGCGUCCUGCUACGUAAACCUAGGAAAUGUGUUUGAAUCUGUCGGAGAAUAUGCCAAGGCUGAAGAAUAUCUUCAUAAAGCACUUACCAUCAAGACAGAAAUUGGCGACAGAAACGGAGAAGCGUCAUGCUACGUAAACGUAGGAAAUGUGUUUCAAUCUGUCGGAGAAUAUGCCAAGGCUGAAGAAUAUCUUCAUAAAGCACUUGCCAUCAAGACACAAAUUGGCGACAGAAACGGAGAAGCGUCAUGCUACGGAAACCUAGGAAAUGUGUUUCAAUCUGUCGGAGAAUAUGCCAAGGCUGAGGAAUAUCUUCAUAAAGCACUUACCAUCAACACAGAAAUUGGCGACAGAAACGGAAAAGCGACAUGCUACGAAAACCUAGGAAUUGUGUUUUGUUCUGUCGGAGAAUAUGCCAAGGCUGAAGAAUAUCUUCAUAAAGCACUUACCAUCAAGACGGAAAUUGGCGACAGAAACGGAGAAGCCUCAUGCUACGGACACCUAGGAGCUCUGUUUGCACAUGUAGGAGAAUAUGGCAAGGCUGAAGAAAAUCUUCAUACAGCACUUACCACCAACACAGAAAUUGGCGACAAAGACGGAGAAGCGUCUCGCUACCUAAAGCUAGGAAACACAUCUCAAGCCUUAUCGGAUCUCUGGUCAAGCAUUCAAAUUUACGAAAAAAUGCUUACUUCUCUAGGAAGCAAAGAUAGCCACAAUAUAUCAUUUUUUGACAAGAACGCUUCUCCCUAUCGGCUGUUUUGUUCAUUGAGUUGUUUUUGUGGGAAACCCUAUGAAGCUUUACACGCUGCUGAACUUGGACGGGCCAGAGCUCUAGCAGAACUUAUGUCAAAUCGCUACUCCAUUGAAAAAGAAAUAUCCAUUAACCCACAAUCGUUUGUUGGCAUCGCGGAAGUAAUUAAGAAAAAUGGCAACAGCAUAUUUUUGUGGGUUUUGAAACAAAACAAACCGGUAGCUUUCCGAAGAACGAAACUUUGUGAAAGCUAUGUUAGCAAGCAUGGCAAAAUCUCUGUGUAUGACCUGUUUGGAAACGAAAGCUUAUUAAGAAAAUUUCACGUUUUACCUCAAGAACAACGCGAAGACCGAUCACUCUUCUCUUCAUUCGCCAACCAACUUACAAACGAAUCAAAUCUGGAAGAUAGUCUCUCAACCUUGCGUCCUCUUUUAGAUAAGGGAGAA
This is a messenger RNA of Porites lobata, 8076 nucleotides long. The record is from the annotation of a GenBank genome assembly. Lineage: Eukaryota; Metazoa; Cnidaria; Anthozoa; Scleractinia; Poritidae.